UUUUGAUUAACUCCUUCAAGAAAAACUAGGGGUGCAACGAUCGUUAGUGUUCAAACGCGAGGGUCCUGAUGUAUGCUGGAUUUGUUAUGUCAAGUGUCAAAAUGACCGGCCCACCUGCUCUGAAAUCAACACAGAUGUAAACAGACCCAGUAAAUAGGAAAUUUAAAAGGAUUUCUCACAAUUGUUCACGUACUUACCCAUUCUGAGAAAUGGUGGUUAGACUCGCCUUGUCGAACAAGACUGUUACUUGAAAUGUUAAAAAAUGAAACCCAAUAUUCAUAGGAAGUUAAGUGUGUCGACUUGUUUUAGUUGAUGUGAACAAGUUUUCAAAAUGUUGACGGCACUGACAAUGAAACUUUCGUCGCAACAUCGAGCUUUAUAUUGUUACUUGAUUCUAAGUGUGUGGAUAUUUUUGCUCGUUGCCGGAAUGUAUAAAUAUAUUGGCAAUGAAGAUGGUACAUCUACUUUGAAACACACUGGUAAUGAGAUGCCAAACAGAAACUUCCCAAAAAAUUUAAAACCAGAUAUUAAAAUGAGAAGGAUUUUCAAAUUGUGCAACCCACCAGAAGAAAUUUCUUUAGGGAGUGAAGGUCAAAUUCAUGGUAACUAUUCACUGGAAGGUGUUUUAAUUUUUGUGCGACAUGGAGACAGAGGACCACUGUCACAUGUCCGAAACAUUUCUAAUGUGAACUGUGCUGGUGACCUUGUCAAUGCUGAGACAUUGGAUUCAGAUAUAAGUUUUCGUUCCUAUGAAUUCUUUUUACAGAACCUUACAUCACCUGGAAAAACAUCAUCAUUUUUACCCCAGUUUCUAGGUCCUUUCCAUGGUUUUCCAUUGCUUCCCCCUACAUCUGGUGAAUGUCAAUUGGGACAAAUGACUCCUGUUGGAGUUGUUCAAUUACUUAAAACAGGCCAUAUUCUAAGGCUUGCAUAUGGUGAUCGACUUGGCAUUGGCAAUGGCUCUCUAGGAACUGAUGACAUGACAGUGUAUAGCACACGGUACAGAAGGACGUUUCAAAGUGCUGUAGCAUUUCUGUAUGCCUUUCUUUCAGCUGAGGAUUUCCAAAAAGUAGUGCUAAAAGAAAGUCAAAGUUUGGCCUUCUGUUUCAAUGAAUGUGCUUGCCCAGCUGCUGACAAGUUUAGACACAAAUUCAGUUCUGAAAGUAAUGAACACUUCCAUUCACAUCCAGCAGUUGUGAAAUUAGUUGAGACAGCUGCAUCAGUGGUGUUUGAAAUGCCAGACAAAGCUCUGGUUUCAGAUCCUCAUGCUUUGGGUGAUGCUCUACUGCUUUAUGUGUGUCAUAAUGCUCAGCUCCCAUGUAUUGACGUUGGAACAACAGAAAAGUUACCUCCAGAGUCAUGUGUUCGCAUGGAACAAGUGACUGGACUUUUUGCUUACACUGAGUGGGAGGCACGUCAAUAUGCAAAAAGUAUCAACCUGAAGCGGUCCUGCUUAUUACGUGCUUAUGGUCUUGUUCGAGAUAUAGUAUCCCAUAUGUUAAGAAUGAUAUCAGAAAAGAAGCCAAAGUUUGUUUUCUAUUCAGGUCAUGAUAAAACAUUGCAAUAUCUUACAACAGCUUUAGGUGUCAUCUCAGACACAACUGUGUCUCCUCAUUAUGCGUCUCGACUCGUAAUUGAAGUUUACAAGAGUAAGGAACAAAAUAUUACAUCUAAGAAGGCAAAUAGUGGUACAGUAGCUCGAGAUUAUUUCUUUCGUUUAGUAUUUAAUGGAAGAGAUCUCACAAAUCACAUUCAUUUUUGCAAAGGUAGUAAUAAUCUUACCACAGUUCAAGCAAAAACUUCUGAAGGGUCAGAAAAUUUACACAAUAGCAGCAUGACACCUCAUGGACCACGAAGACAGUCAUCUGCAUAUCUGUGUCCCAUAGAAUGCAUUGUUCGAUUUCUGCAUGAUGACUAUUUUUCAAGCUUCAAUGCAACAAAUUUUAAAGAUGUGUGUUCUGUACAUUCUUAAAUGCUGUAUUUUAUGAUCUUUAAAUUAUGUAUACUCAAUACCAAAGAUAUGUAUAUAAUGAAUAGGGAAGUAAUGUUUCUUGUAAUAAUGCACAACUACCCAAUACAGAUAUGUACAAAAUACGGAUAGCAUCUAACGAGAAGAAAGAAAAACUGCUCUUUCUUUUCUCUAAUUUUAAAACAUGAUAUUUUUCCUAUUUUUUUUAGGACUCAUUUUCAUAAUUUCCUUGCCUAUUUUUUGUCUUACAAGGAAAAGAGAGUGAUAUUUUACUUGAAUUUAAGUAGAAAAUGUGUAUUUUGUUCCAAGUGUUAAAUGAUUAACAUAGCAGUUGGAAUAACAAAAUGUAUAUAUGAUAAUCUUUCUAUGUAGUUAAUGGAAUGUGGGUCAGGUAUUUUGACCUUGUCAAAAUCCCAUUAUCUACCUACAAAUAUUGCCAACAUGUGUCGUGAUUUGCAGAUAUGUAUGUAUAUAUGGUGUAUGCAAUAAAUGAUUCUGAGAGGUAAUUGUGAGAACUGAAAAGUUUAAGGACUUAUAACAAAUGAUUCAUUUUGACUCUGGAAUUUAUUUUUAUUGUUUAUUGGUGCUAGUUAUUAUUAUGAACUCAAUUUAUGAUCAAUUAUAAAUUAAUCAUAAUAGAAAGGCUUUACUAUGAUAAUGAAUUCACAAUAAUAAAUUCAACACAUCCAUUAAUUUUAUUUAUUCCAAAUAAUAUGAAUGUUUGCAAAACCCAACUUUGGCAUUUUGGCUGAAGAAUUUCACUUAUUAGAAAUAUACUUGGCUUAAUCUUAAACACCCACAAUGAGUGAGUGUUCUCGUCAGUCUUGUGAUCUUUUAUCUAAAAGCAAAUUAGGUGUUUCACAUACAUUCAUUCUCAUCUUCUGAGAGGCCAAUUUUACUUUUGUUAAAAAGUUUUUCCGUCAAAGAAAUUUAAUGAUCAGAUUCAACAAGGGUAGAUCCAGAUAAUAAUUUAGGAGGGGGGGGAUUUAAAAUGUGUCAUAAAUCAGAUUCUGUAAAAUUUAGCAAGCUACAUUUAGCUCAUUCUGCGAUAUGAUUUUAUUCGUUAAUGAUUAUCUGAAAAUAUGUUUGUUUGAAAGUUUCAUGUCAAGUUAAAAUUAAUAGCUACUAAAAAACUGUAGGGAGUGAAAUUUCCCUCUGCGUGGAUCUGCACCUGGAUUCAGUAAGGAGCCAUUCACAAAAAGAUGGUCCCAAGUGCAUCACACCAUUUGUCAUGUCUUUAAUAUUUAUAUUUUUUUACUUUGCAAAUUCAAGUAUUUUAUCACAAAUUGUGUAUGAUAUAUUUUUGAUGUUGUACAUUUUUGGUUCUGAAUUAAAGAUGAAAAAAAAAACAUUAUCAUCCCCCCCCCUCUCCUGUUUUUUGUUAGCUUAACAUUUCUUUUAUUUUUCUCAAUGUGCCAUUCUGCAUUUAACUAGUAGUCUCGGCUCUCCUUGCCUGAAUAUGAUUAAAUAGUCUUUUUUAAGGGUCAAUUAUUGAAGAAAAUAUAAAUUUCUAAUGUUGGUCUGAAUUUUGCUGGAUUUAUUUAUCCUAAUUUAAUUUUUAUGGGCUUGCAGUUUUUAAUAUUUACCUGUGUCAAUUAAGGUAAAUAUGAAUGUUCAUUUUAAUUCAUAAACUUCAAUUGACAUGUGUGGUUGCACUUUCUAACCAGAUCCUGUAACUUGCCCUCAUUUCCCGACUAAUUUAGUUCAGGUAUAAAGUGAAGAGAUAUUAUGAUCCAUCACAUGCUAACUAGUGGUCACUAGUGGUCAUCAUGUCUCUUUACAAUGCAGUUACUUAUUGCAUGUGAAAGUUCCGGAAAAAGCUAUGUCAGUUUUUCAUUAGGAUAUUAAAUAUUUUGCUGUUUCAUUCCUUACUGCAUUAUAUUGUAUUUAUAUAUUAGUCGAUGUCAAAUGUGAAUAUCGAAUUGUCCUCAUGUCGGUUUACAAUAAUUACAUGAGAAACUAAAAUGGACCCCUUUUUAUAAUUCAAAUGGGUGUUCAUCAUGAAAAACUAUAACUUCUCUUUAUUUCCAUUCAUUAUUGUGUAUUUAUUUCUUUUGUUUUUCACAGUAUCACGAGAAAAUUCUGUCACACUUAAACUAAAUUUUCAGCUGUUAGAAAAUAACUGAAGGGUUCAGAUGUAAAGAUCAUAACCCACCCAGAAACUUUGCAAGAGAUAAGCAAGAAAACAUUUUUGCUGUUAGGGGUUUCAAUGGGGCACAUAAAAAUGAGAGCUGGGGACAAUUAUGGGCCUUUAUUUGGACUCAGUAUUGCAGUGAAUGGACAGCACAUGGUAGCGUAUGAAAUGUUAAUAGGACAAAAACUAUAAUUUUGAGGGUUACCACCUUAUAGUCCUGAGCCCUUCAAUUACUGCAUUAAUUGAUGCUGUUAAAUUGUACAGUACCCCAAAAGUCCUGUACCUCAAAUAUUUGUGUGAUAAUGUGUAACACAAUGAGGAAAAGAGAUUUGUUAUAUUUUGAAUCCUCACACAAUUUAUAAUAAUACAAUUAACUAGCCAUAAUCCAUUCUUUUACUUAGAUGACAUUUUAUGGAUUAAAGAAGAAACUUGUUUAUAAUGCUUGUCUUCUGAUUAAUAUAUAAUGUUCUGAGACAUUUUAACUAUUGAUAUUUCCCCCUAUUGUUUCCAUGGGAAAGAAUAUGGAAACACAAUGCAUUAAUUGCAAACAUGACUGAAAUUGUAAUGUACUUAGUUGUGAAACCUUUGAUAAUGUUGAAUUAAUUAUGGAACUGUAAGAUCAGUGUUGUAGGAAUUGUGCUUUGAAAGGCCUUGUUUUUAUCUAGACCGUUUAGUAGUUGCUGAAAUUGUAACAAUAGGAUGGUCAAUUUUCAUCUGCAACAGUUUUUUUUGUCCUUAAUAUGUGUGAGUUACCCAGACAUUCAUAUUAAAGAAAAUGAUUAUAAGUUACGAAAUAAGGUUUAUAAAUAUUUUAGUCUAUUUAAUUCACAUUGUUACAAAUACUUAUUCAGGAGAAUUCAUUGUGUUAUAAGAUGCUGAAUCCUGAAGUCACAUAUCCGAGAGAAACUAGUCUUCAGGCUUAAUGAUGCUAGAUUUGUGGUUGUCUGUUUUGUGCCAUAAUUUUAAAUAUAAUGUGGCUUUAAUGCAUCAUGAGAUUCUAAUUGAAAAUGAAAUCAGAAAAAUGCCAUUAUUGUUUUCAAUGUUUUUUAUUUUUUUGUUUUGUAUCUUGUAUUAAAUGAUUAGAAUAAGAAAUACAUUAAAACAAGAAAAUUGGUAACAUUGGCUACUGAUAUUAAAAUGAAUUAGUUUUUAAUUUUAAAUGUUUAUUUGUAUUCUUUAAACCAGAAAAUAAUCUUAUGUAUAUUCAGUGUUUUGAAGAAAAGAAACAAGAAAAAAAAAAACAUGUAGAAAACAUUGCAUUUCAAACUCCUAAGGAGCUUGUUAGUAUCAAGAGUGUUAUGAAUAAAUGUAAAUUAUUUUCAUAUUUUAAUUAUUUUAUUUGAUAUUAUGACAAUAUUUUUAAACUUUACUUUUUGUUUGUUAGAUAAAAAAAAAUUGUAUGACUAUUUACUAUUUUUUUUGUAAAAUUAUAAUUUUCAUCAUAUUAAGUGUUAAUAAAAAUGCCAGAAAAAUGAUGAAGAGUAUGAGGGCAUAUUUCCUCAAAUUUGUCUUUUCUUUUAGUUUUCAAUUAAACAUCUCCCAGUUUAAACUUCAGAAGAAUUCUCUUUGGUAUGACAUGAUAACUUUCAAUUGGUGUAUUCUUGUACUUAUCAAUGUGUCUUCAUCUUACGUUAUUGUGUCCUCUCACCGAAAAUAAAUUCUCUUUGUAAUCUUAUUGUAUGAAAAUUAAACCAUCUGCAAACACAUAACCAAAAAUAUUGAAGCUCUAUACAUUUUUUUUAUACAUAUGAAUAAAUGAGUAAGCUGUUUCUUAAAUAUAUUUUCAAAACUUUUGAAUGUGAAGCUAUGCAAAAUAAAUCCACAAUAAAAACCA
Molecule: messenger RNA, 5937 nt
Organism: Gryllus bimaculatus (two-spotted cricket)
Lineage: Eukaryota; Metazoa; Arthropoda; Insecta; Orthoptera; Gryllidae
Source: the annotation of a GenBank genome assembly